UCUUUUUACUUCCAUUCUUCUGUAGACAUUAGGACCGCGCAGCCCCAACGGCUGGAGCGAUAUAUUACUCCAGUAUACGUGCCCUAAACAACGGGGAACGGGGAAUCAACCCGGAGAUUAUCUAGCCGACGAGUUUUUCCACUUUUAAUCCAAGGGAACCGGUAUUAAUGGAGUUUACGAAUCUCUUCCUCAACUCUGAGCACAUUUUAUCCAUUUAAAUCAUAUCAUCUCUGGUGUGUGUGGCUCACUUUUUUGCUUUUUCCGUGGAGGAGGACCCGCUGUUGAUCUUAUGUUCCCCUCUCUCUUUGUGCGCCCUCCCGGUUCUCCAUUCGCCAGACGCGGAGCAGAGCCGCAUCACCAUCAUCAUCAGCGCUCGCGCUGCCUCUCUCUCUGCGCUCGCAGUCAGGACCCGUGUGCCCUGCUAUCCCACCACCAUGAAUUCGGAUAUUAAUAUGUACUUGGGUCGAGAGAAAACGGGAAUCAUGCGAAAGAGAGCCCUGCUACUCAGGAAAGGCUGCAGUUUCGAAAUAACGAGCUCAGCAUCAGAGGAUCUUGGGUGCAGGCGGGGAGAGUUCAGCCGGAAACACUAUGGAUCAGUUGAACUGCUCAUCUCUAGUGAUGCAGACGGGGCCAUACAGAGAGCUGGGAGAUUCAGAGUGGAGAAUGGAUCAAUAGAAGAGACCUCUGACCAUACGCCUGGAACAUGGAGGAGAACUGACGUCCAUCUGGAGAACCCAGAGUAUCACACCAGAUGGUACUUCAAGUACUUCCUGGGAAAAGUUCAUCAAAACUAUGUGGGGACGGAUGCUGAGAAGAACCCCUUCUUCCUGUCUGUGGUUCUGUCAGACCAGAACAACCAGAGGAUCCCACAGUAUCGAGCCAUCCUCUGGCGCAAGACGGGUACUCUAAAAAUCAGCCUUCCAUACAGUCCAACAAAAACACUAUCAGUCAAAUCUAUAUUAAGUGCCAUGAAUGUGGACCGUUUUGAAAAGGGCCCGAGGGAGAUCCUUAACCCAGAGAUUCAGAAGGAGUUACUGGUGCUGGAGGAGCAAGAGGGCAGUGUAAAUUUUAAAUUUGGUGUUCUUUAUGCCAAAGAUGGACAGCUGACAGAUGAUGAAAUGUUCAGCAAUGAAUCGGGAAGUGAGACUUUUGAUAAAUUUCUGAAUCUCCUUGGUGACGCGAUCUGUCUGCAGGGCUGGGCAGGGUAUCGCGGAGGACUGGAUACUAAGAAUGACACUACAGGAAUAAAUUCCAUCUACACAGUCUAUCAGGGUCAUGAGCUCAUGUUCCAUGUUUCAACCAUGUUACCUUAUUCUAAAGAGAACAAGCAACAGGUAGAGAGGAAGAGACACAUUGGGAAUGACAUCGUGACCAUUGUGUUUCAGGAGGGAGAUGACGCCUCGCCGUCCUUCAAACCCUCGAUGAUUCGCUCCCAUUUCACACAUAUUUUUGCCUUAGUUCGAUAUAAUAGCCAGAAUGAUAGUUACAGGUUGAAGAUUUUCUCAGAGGAGAGUGUGCCGCUGUUUGGCCCUCCCCUCCCUUCCCCACCAGUGUUCACUGACCACCAGGAGUUCAGGGACUUUUUACUAGUUAAAUUAAUAAAUGGAGAAAAAGCCACUCUUGAGACCCCCACUUUUGCUCAGAAACGUCAGCGUACACUGGACAUGCUGAUUAGAUCCCUGUACCAGGAUCUGAUGCCUGACAUGCCCAAGGUUCCCUUCUCUCCGCAGAACAUGCUGAACCGACGCUCAUUCAGCGACGUACUGCCAGAGUCGCCCAAAUCCGCCCGUAAAAAAGAGGAGGCACGUCAGGCUGAGUUUGUUCGAGUGGGACAGGCCUUGAAGCUGAAAACUAUCGUUCGAGGGGAUGCGCCCACCAGUCUAGUCACCACUGGCCUUUGCAGGAAAGAGCCAUGGGAGUCACAGUCGUUCUGCAGUAGCUUCCCGUAUGAUAUAGUCUGUGGAGAUUCAUGGGGACAGUCAUUACUGGUCGCCACAGAUUCAGCAGGGGUCAUGCUACUGGAGGCAUCAGAUCCACUCUUCCCCAAUGCAGAUACACCAACUCUGCCUCCGGUGCAGGUAUUUGACAAAACCUUGACUGUAAAACAAAUGCACGUCCUUGAACCUCAGGAUCUCCUCAUUGCAAGAGCAGAUAAGGGGAAAGAUGCUCGACUGUAUGUUUACCGACUGAGCACGCUCAAACGAGGGAUCGAGGAGCGGCAGCUUGUCCGCACCAAGUGUGACAGUCGAGAGAACAAGCUUGAGAAAACCAAAGGCUGCCAUCUCUACUCCAUAAACACGCAUCAUGGGGUGGAGCUCAGAAUCAUUGUGGCGAUAAGAAACAAGCUUCUUCUGAUCACCAGGAAACAGUCACGGCUGGAUUGCCUCAGCUCUAUCGCUACAGUCACAGGGACCACCGACUCACCUGUGGACGAUUUCCAAUACAUACGAGAGAUCUGCUUAUGUGACUCCCCGGUGGUCAUGGCCCUGGUCGAUGGCCCAACAGGAGAGAACGAUCACAUGAUCUGUGUGGCCUACAGACAUCAGUUUGACUUGAUCAAUGAAAGUACAGGAGAUGCCUACAGACUACACCAUGUAGACUCCAACCGGGUGAACUUUGUUGCUGCCAUAGAUGUGUAUGAAGAUGGAGAGGCUGGACUACUUCUUUGCUAUAACAAUAUUUGCAUCUAUAAGAAGGUGUGUCCGUUUAACGGUGCAACUCCUAUGAUUCAACCCAACACUUCAGACUUCCAUUUCAGCUGGAACCAAAUGCCCAAUGCUAUUGUGUGUGCGUUUCCAUAUAUACUUGCAUUCACCACUGACUCCAUAGAGAUCCGGCUAGUUGUUAAUGGCAACCUAGUAUAUACAGCUGUCGUUCCAGAAUUGCAACUGACUGCGUCCAGAUCGGAUAUCUAUUUCAUCUCGUCAGCACCUAUAAACUCUGCCUCUAACUGUAGCUCCAGAGACACUAGUUCCCAGAGUUCCCCUCAGACUCCCACCGGCUACGAGAUGCCUGUCUUCCCUUCACCGCUUGGAGAUGAUUGUAUUCGGAUCCCCUACGGCACCAAGCUAUCCCUCUACAUGUCUAAAGACUCUGAAGGUGAAGUUCCCCCAAAACACAUCUAUAAGAUCCCGUUGAGCAACCUAGUUGGACGGAGCAUAGAAAGGCCCCUCAAGUCUCCAUUGGUCAAUAAAGUGCUCACGGCACCUGCCUCCAGUUUGAUCGGCCCCACUCCCAUGAUCUCAAGCACAACCUCCCUCUCACUGUCUCGCAUGGAGAUCAAAGAGAUCGCCAGCCGCACACGGAAAGAACUACUGGGUUUGACUGAGGAACCCAGCAGUAAGGCAGAUGGUAACUCAGUGAAACAGAGAAGAAUGAGCAAGAAAACCAAGGAGGAAGACCAGAGGAGAACAGCAGAGAUCAGCACCACUGAUCAGCAGGUAUGUCCAAUCAGAGUGGGAAUGGAGUCUGUAGAUGGAGAAACUGAUGUCCAGCAGCUUUGCUCAUCUGGCUCUGAGGUGGAGCCUCGAGGUGAUAGCCCACCCACGUCCUGCCCUUUUACCUUCGCCACAUCUUUUGAGGAGGAUAUUUUGGAUCUUAAGUGAUGACAAUCACAGUCUGUGGAUCACAGUGCACCUCUCACCUCCUACUAACUUUUACUUUAUAUUAUUCUUUUAACCAUGUUAUGUAGAAUUUUCUGUUUUCCUCAGUCAUCUGUGUGUGCAAAUGCAUCCCCUUAGCUUUAAACUUUACAGGAGAAUGAGUUUACAGUGUGGUGAUGUCAAAAUUUACUCCUGGUGGAUGUAUGCAUGUGUGUGCAUAUGUGUAUGAUCCUGUGUUUACUCUAUAAGAAAGAUAAAAAUACAACUAGAAAAUCUGAUUAUCAACUAUCAUUUCCAAAUUCUGUUCGAAGAAGAAAUAAAUUUACAGAAAAUUUCCAAAAACUCCAAAAAUCUAAAUGACUCAAGGCUGGAUUGGUGAGACACAUUCUCCAUAAGCUUUGGGACAAAUCUAUAGCUUUGUAGCAAACUUGUAGCCAUAUGAACAGAAAUAAGAUAAUUAAAACCUUUCUUAAAAGGUCUGAGCCACAAUUUAAGUUAAGGCAAAAUAUUACUUUUCACUCCAAGGCCAGAAUGUAAGAUUGAUGCUCCUAAAACAAUGAAACAUAUUUUUUAACUUGUUAUUUUGCGUUUUUAAAUGUUUUCUAUGUUUGUGAUUUGUACUGUACAUUGUGUGAUUAUCAAAGUUGUAAAAAACUCUAUAUGCAUCUCAGGCCAGAUGCACAUGAACAUACAAAUGUAAACAUAUACAUAUAUAUACCUUUCUAGUUGUAUUAUGGAGAAAUAAAACUAUCUUCUUAUGUA
Messenger RNA from Carassius auratus (goldfish), 4364 nucleotides. Its product is annotated as GTPase-activating Rap/Ran-GAP domain-like protein 3. Bases 435 to 3605 code for a protein of 1056 amino acids. Gene Ontology annotation, molecular function: GTPase activator activity. Gene Ontology annotation, biological process: regulation of small GTPase mediated signal transduction. The transcript has 31 exons. NCBI's taxonomy places the organism in Eukaryota, Metazoa, Chordata, Actinopteri, Cypriniformes, Cyprinidae. The record is from RefSeq and is a predicted model, not a curated record.